UCGUGGUGGUGUUGUUCAUGGUGGGUGCAACUCUGGUAACUUCUGGAACAUGGUCUACUGCUAUUGAAACUAGAUCGUGUGUCGUGACUAUUUUACUUUGUGCCGCAUUCAUUUUUUACAAAAUGUUGGGCUCAUUGCCAACAUUGCCCCUUCCAGCACCACCAUCUGAUGGUGAUCUUGGUCCUCCACCUGCAGCCCAAGUACAAAAUGACUCUGAUGAUGAACUUGUGCAAGUGGUCGAGGAAGACCAAAAUAGGUCUAAUGCUUCCCAUGCAUCAAUCGCUACACACACCCGAACAAUAGGAAUCAUCCAACCUCCCCCUGAUCUGAGAACCAUAGUAGACAAAACUGCAAGCUUUGUGGCAAAAAAUGGGCUUGAGUUUGAAAGAAGAGUCAUUGCUAGCAAUUCUGGGAAACCCAUGUUCAACUUUUUUAAUGGGUCAGACCCCUAUCAUGCAUAUUACCAAGACCAAUUGUCUAAGUUCCGUUCUCAAAAUCAAGUCCUAGGCCAGUAGUCAACUCAGCAACCCUCAUAAAUGUGGAAUCUAUAUUAUUUCUAUAAUUAUCAUACGUAAGGGUUAAGGAAAUGUGUCGUGCACUUAAUGUAGCUGAUAUUGUGGACAGUAUCGGUGGUUGUAGGCAGCAGAAUUUUUUGGAUGUGCAUUAAAGUCGUUAGAGUUUUGAGUGUUUGGGGAGAUUUGAUUUUGAUUUUCGGAUUAGCAAGUGAAAAGCUGUUCUUGCAUAAUAGAUUUGGUCAAUAUUAGUAUAAGAUUUCAUAGAUACAUCUAGCUUUAUUAAACGAAGCAUUUCCACAAAGUCGAAUUUCUAUUAGUUGAUUUGAGGAAAAGAUUGUUUAUCUGUUCAAACUUA
This is a messenger RNA of Erigeron canadensis, 870 nucleotides long. Its product is annotated as probable splicing factor 3A subunit 1. Lineage: Eukaryota; Viridiplantae; Streptophyta; Magnoliopsida; Asterales; Asteraceae. Bases 18 to 515 code for a protein of 165 amino acids. Gene Ontology annotation, biological process: mRNA cis splicing, via spliceosome; regulation of alternative mRNA splicing, via spliceosome. Gene Ontology annotation, molecular function: RNA binding. Gene Ontology annotation, cellular component: U2 snRNP; U2-type prespliceosome; catalytic step 2 spliceosome. The transcript has 2 exons. The record is from RefSeq and is a predicted model, not a curated record.